AGAUAUUAAUCACGGAGUUCCAGGGAGAAGGAACUUGUGAAAUGGGGGAGCCGGCUGGGGUUGCCGGCACCAUGGAGUCACCUUUUAGCCCGGGACUCUUUCACAGGCUGGAUGAAGAUUGGGAUUCUGCUCUCUUUGCUGAACUCGGUUAUUUCACAGACACUGAUGAGCUGCAAUUGGAAGCAGCAAAUGAGACGUAUGAAAACAAUUUUGAUAAUCUUGAUUUUGAUUUGGAUUUGAUGCCUUGGGAGUCAGACAUUUGGGACAUCAACAACCAAAUCUGUACAGUUAAAGAUAUUAAGGCAGAACCUCAGCCACUUUCUCCAGCCUCCUCAAGUUAUUCAGUCUCGUCUCCUCGGUCAGUGGACUCUUAUUCUUCAACUCAGCAUGUUCCUGAGGAGUUGGAUUUGUCUUCUAGUUCUCAGAUGUCUCCCCUUUCCUUAUAUGGUGAAAACUCUAAUAGUCUCUCUUCAGCGGAGCCACUGAAGGAAGAUAAGCCUGUCACUGGUCCUAGGAACAAGACUGAAAAUGGACUGACUCCAAAGAAAAAAAUUCAGGUGAAUUCAAAACCUUCAAUUCAGCCCAAGCCUUUAUUGCUUCCAGCAGCACCCAAGACUCAAACAAACUCCAGUGUUCCAGCAAAAACCAUCAUUAUUCAGACAGUACCAACGCUUAUGCCAUUGGCAAAGCAGCAACCAAUUAUCAGUUUACAACCUGCACCCACUAAAGGCCAGACGGUUUUGCUGUCUCAGCCUACUGUGGUACAACUUCAAGCACCUGGAGUUCUGCCCUCUGCUCAGCCAGUCCUUGCUGUUGCUGGGGGAGUCACACAGCUCCCUAAUCACGUGGUGAAUGUGGUACCAGCCCCUUCAGCGAAUAGCCCAGUGAAUGGAAAACUUUCCGUGACUAAACCUGUCCUACAAAGUACCAUGAGAAAUGUCGGUUCAGAUAUUGCUGUGCUAAGGAGACAGCAACGUAUGAUAAAAAAUCGAGAAUCCGCUUGUCAGUCUCGCAAGAAGAAGAAAGAAUAUAUGCUAGGGUUAGAGGCGAGAUUAAAGGCUGCCCUCUCAGAAAACGAGCAACUGAAGAAAGAAAAUGGAACACUGAAGCGGCAGCUGGAUGAAGUUGUGUCAGAGAACCAGAGGCUUAAAGUCCCUAGUCCAAAGCGAAGAGUUGUCUGUGUGAUGAUAGUAUUGGCAUUUAUAAUACUGAACUAUGGACCUAUGAGCAUGUUGGAACAGGAUUCCAGGAGAAUGAACCCUAGUGUGAGCCCUGCAAAUCAAAGGAGGCACCUUCUAGGAUUUUCUGCUAAAGAGGCACAGGACACAUCAGAUGGUAUUAUCCAGAAAAACAGCUACAGAUAUGAUCAUUCUGUUUCAAAUGACAAAGCCCUGAUGGUGCUAACUGAAGAACCAUUGCUUUACAUUCCUCCACCUCCUUGUCAGCCCCUAAUUAACACAACAGAGUCUCUCAGGUUAAAUCAUGAACUUCGAGGAUGGGUUCAUAGACAUGAAGUAGAAAGGACCAAGUCAAGAAGAAUGACAAAUAAUCAACAGAAAACCCGUAUUCUUCAGGGUGCUCUGGAACAGGGCUCAAAUUCUCAGCUGAUGGCUGUUCAAUACACAGAAACCACUAGUAGUAUCAGCAGGAACUCAGGGAGUGAGCUACAAGUGUAUUAUGCUUCACCCAGAAGUUAUCAAGACUUUUUUGAAGCCAUCCGCAGAAGGGGAGACACAUUUUAUGUUGUGUCAUUUCGAAGGUUGAGCGGUUGAAAUUAUUUUCUCUAAAGCAGACACACUCUUGGAUAACUACUGAGUUCCUGUUAUAGCUCAGCAAGAAAAAAUGCUUAUGAUCCCAGUACUCCAGACAAAGGUCCAAAGUGCUUCUGUUCUUUUGACUCUCCUUAAAGAGUUUUUACCACCAACAUAGUAAUCUAUUCGGCUUUCUUUGCUUAGUUCCAGUUAUUUGUAGCUUAUUUUCCUGUAAAUACUUUGCCUUUUUCUCCUCUCUUUGAUUUGUUUGUUUUAGUAUGAUUUGGAGAGGGAGGUUGGAGAAUAACUUUUUCUCAAACUUCCAAGUCACUUUGAGUGUAGAAUAACUGAUACAUUAAUAAGAAAAAAAUCCAAUUAAGUUUAAUGCCUUUUUUGUUUGUUUGUUUGUUUGUUUUAAGAGACAAGGUCUCUGUUGCCCAGGAUGGAGUGCAGUGGUACAAUUAUAGUUCACUUCAGCCUCCAACUCCUGAGCUCAAACAGUUCUCCUGUGUCAGUCUCCAGAGUAUCUGGGACUACAGGAGAGUGCCACCACAUCCAGCUAAUUUUUAUUUAUUUUUUGUAGAGAUGGGGUCUCACUUUGUUGCCCAGGCUUGUCUUGAACUCCUGGACUCAAUAAUGCUUAUUUUAAAAAUACUUUUGUGGCCAGGCGCGGUGACUCACGCCUGUAAUCCCAGCACGUUGGGAGGCCGAGGCGGGUGGAUCACGAGGUCAGGAGAUUGAGACCAUCCUGGCUAACACGGUGAAACCCCGUCUCUACUAAAAAUACAAAAAAAUUAGCCGGGCGUGGUGGUGGGCACCUGUAGUCCCAGCUACUCAGGAGGCUGAGGCGGGAGAAUGGCGUGAACCUGGGAGACGGAGCUUGCAGUGAGCCGAGAUCGCGCCACUGCACUCCAGCCUGGGUGACAGAGUGAGACUCCAUCUCAAAAAAAAAAUGCUUUUGUAUGAUAGUCUAUUUAGGGAGGGAGGGAGGAGGUUGAUUAAAUAAUAUAACAAAAUUAAUUCAAGAGCUAAGACAGAAACAAAUACUCAGGAAAGCUCAAAUAAAGUUAAGAAGAAGAUGAUUUUAAAAGGGCAGAAAAGAAACAUUGAGAAGAAAGAUUGGGAAAUGAUAUUAAUUUAUUAUUUCAAUACACAUUUAAAUACCAUCCUUACAUGUAGCUGUCUCAUCCACUAAUAUAUAAGGAAAGAAUUUCUUCCUGGGGCAGUUUUUCAUUAAAAACAGGUUCUCUUUGAAUCAGAUGGCUGUGAAUGUCAGUUUGCCAUAUUAUCUCUACUUGUUUAAUAUUUUUCUUUUGCAAAUGAGAUGGAUGCCUACUUUGGGAACAUUUUUUAUUUCUAUUACAUUUUCUGUUUUCAGUACCUGUCUCAAAUUGUAAGUAAACACGUAAAGUGUCUUUUCAUCAGUUUCAAAUACAUACAUAAUAUUACAGAAGAAUCUGAGCUAUAGCCAUAUGACUGCCUGAGAGAUGUCUCUUUCUCCUCUCUUUCCAAGUAUUUUAUAUAUUCUAGCAAUAGUACCAUAUUUGGGUAUGCACCCCUUACUGGUCCCUUAUAAAAAUUAUUAACACUGUCAUAUAUACGGCAUGGAUUAUAAGGGUAGCCUUAAGUAAUAGGGACUUAUUGUAAGUUAUGUGAGAUUAAAGAAGCACAGGAAACUGGCUCAGAAUCCAAAUAAUCCCUCUGUGCUUGUGCUUCAUUGGGUGGAAUGUAUACUAGUCUUCAUGGAGAAUUGGAAUAGUGGUUUAUUGUCAUUUCUGAUUUGACAGCAGCUCCAGUGAUUCCACUUUAGUCUUUUUUUUACACUUUACUGAUUCAUACUCCUCAAACACAAAGAUCUGAUUGGGUAGUUCUGGUCACCAUCUCUUACGCAGAGAAUUACUAUGGCAGCUUUGGCUUAUGAUCCACAGUUAUUCAUUUGUGACAAGAGAAAAACCUGGGGCCACUCUUCUGAGAAAAUGACUUUGGCAGGCACUGGGAGCUUCAUAAACUACUAUACCACACAGCCUGUUUUUUUUAAUUAUUAUUCUUUUUUCCCCGUUCUUAGUAAGUGUGCAUUAAAUUCUUUCUUGUAUUGGUUCCUAAUUGUUUGAUCUAAAAGGCCCAUCUUCUCAUCUAUAUGAUAAGCCUUUUGAAGGCAGGAAAUAUCGUAUGCUUUUGUGACUACCCCUGACACUCAGCAAUGCCUACCACUGAGUGCUUACUGAACAGAAUGGUUUUAGACAUGAGCCAUUGAGAGAAGUCACAGUGAUGGAAGUUUGUUGUUUUUCAUAAUCAUUUAAAAGGUUUUUUUUUUUACAUUGUUUUGCUUAAAGAAAUUGGAAUCUAUUUUACUGAUCUAAGAAGUAAUAUAAGCUGUGCUGAAUGCCAGUAGAAAGUUUAGUUAAAGAUGAUCUCUGUUUUGUCCAUUUAUGAUUUGCACUAGCCAGAUAUCAUCAGCUUAUUCUUGUCUCUGAAUCUAAGCUGUAGAGCUAAAUAAUUCACCUGAGUGUAGUGUUUAACAGCUUUCUAUGUCAGUAAGUAGAACUUUGAGAUACUUGCAUCUUCAUUUAAAAUUAUUUGUUGGCAGCAUUUUGGAGUAGAUUGUUGUUAGACCUCACUGAUUUCUUUUUUGGAGAAGGGAUGGGUUCUACUAUUUGUACAGAUUCAAGCAGUAGGAGCCAGAAACUUGAAACUUUGGAAACACUGUAGGAAAUACUGUGAUUAUUGCAAAAAAAAAGGUUGACUAGUGGUGUUAUUUGUUCAAAAUGUUUGCCAGAGGUUUAGUCCCACGGAUGGGCAUAAAAACGAAUUUCAAAAAUAGCAAUGAUAUUUUCUAACUUAAUACCUAGAUUAAUACCUAACACAUGAAGAAUGGCAUAUUUUCUUAAUGCCUGUUAUUUAUUUCUUAGAAAUUUAUGUUUAGUUUAUAUGCAUAUAUAAAAAUUCAACAUAUGUAUAUAUAUAAAAAUUCAAUUGUAUGUAUAUAUAUAAAAUCUUCAGAGGCAGGAGGAAUUUCUUUAGUAUCAAAGGAAAUUCAUUUAUAAAGUCUACUUCAAAAGGGUACAGCUCCUUCUUUUGUUUCUGAGACCUCAAAACUUGAGUGUACACAUAGAUGUUGGAGUUUGGCCAUUUUCUUAUCUCCACUUUCAUGGCCUUUGAGCCAAAUUCUAGCUGGAAAAAAAAGUGAAUAGAUGAGUUUGGAAAGAUACUUGCAUUUUAGAAAAGGGUCUUAUCUCAGAAGAGAGAUGUUUUAAAAAACCUUCUUUUAGAAGGCUUUUUAAAAUUAAUUUUUAGCUUUAAAAUAUAUUCUCAUUCAGGUCUAAAGCACAUUAUAAAAAAAUAGAGCAGAGUUGACUGAGUACCCUAGGUUAAUAAACUUAACCUAGAUUUAUUUAAUCAUUAUGCCAAUAAUGUUCUUUUUAUAUGUCCAUUUUCUAUUUCACUUUAUUAUAUACAAAUAUUAACACUUCAAUGUAUACUACCUUUGUAGUUUACAAACCUCUUUCACAUACAUAAUCUUAGCAAUUCCUUACAUAUAAUCACAAGUAUUCUUAGUCCUAUUUUAUGGCUGAAAAAGCUGAAGCAAAGAGAGAUUAAGUAGCUUAUCUAAGGACACAAAAAUGGUAAGCAUUAGAACUAGGGCAAUAAUUGAUAGAUUCUAAUUUAAUACAGUGAUUUUUUUUUCUUUACAUUGUUGUGCUUUUUUCUUUAUAUCUGGCACUUUUAGAUGUAUUACAGCAUAUGUAAAUAAAUUAAUCUAACCCUCCAAAAUCAAGAUAUUUCAUUGAAAAAUCUGCUGGACAGUUUUGGCAGAUUCAUUACACAACUUCAAAAAUUGUUUGUUUGUUAAUUACCUGAUUAUGUUUGUUUGUUAAUUACCUGUUAAUUAUAAUUAUAGAUUAAGUACUUUAAUAGAUUAUGCUUUCAUAAUGCUGGAGAAUAACUUAAUGGUUUGAAAUAUUAUAGUAUAGCUUCAGAUUUCAAGUCAGGGAAUAGAAUAAAUAGGCCUUGAAAGUUUCUGGUUUCUUUUUAAAACAGUGUCUGAAAUUUCCAACAUGGUGGAAAAGAAAUGUCUUUGCUUUGUCUUAAAAAGGAAGUAGUUUAGCAAAAACAGAAGCUGUUUUAAUUAUUGGUAUUCUAGAGCUUCUCAUAGAAAAGAGUGGGGUUUUUGUGUGUGUAAAUACAUUUUAUUAUGGAUUCUGUAUAUGGCGUGCUAGAUCUUUGAGAUCAGAAGCAUUUGAUCUCAAACUCCUUGUUAAAUGUGAGUUACUGUUGUGUGGUUUUAGAGGAUUCAACUAUUUGUUCUUUGUCUCUAUAACAUUGCUAGCUAACAUAAAAACAUGUUUUUUACUUACACUUUUCAAUCACAAAGUCUAAAAUAACUUGCUUUAUGUUUGAGAAAAGAUUGUUCAGUAGUCUGUAAGUAGACUUGUAUAUAGCCACAAACAGAGAACUUAUAACUCAAGAAUAAUACGAAGUCUUCAAAAUUCUCAGAAUGGUGGGCAGAUCCAUCUGAGUCAUGAUAAUUUUUCAAUGGUUCUUAUUUGUUUGCUCUAUUUGGUAGUCUUAUUAUUAUGAAAUGUGUUUUUCAUAUGCAUUUGUUUAAUCUCCCCUUUUCAGGUUGUAUGCUUUCUCUGUGCAGGGAUAAAGUCUAUUCAUUCUGUUUUGUCUUUUACAAGAUCUAUUGCAAUGCAUUGCAGGCUCGGCAGAGUAAGUCCUAAAUAAAUGUUGACUACUCAGACCACUAACUGUUUAUUUGUGUUGUUUACCCUUAUUUUUUAUGUCCUACUCUUCAAAAGAUUACUAGAGGUGGGGUUUGCAGAAACAAAGGAGGACAUUUUUCUCAAUGAAUGUUUAAAAUUACUUCGGUGACUUGGAUAGCAAUGAAAUUUUUAAGAAUAUAUAGUCAGCUUUGGUGUGGGUGGACUUUUUGCUGUGGAAUAGAAUAAUUCCUGAAAGACUUCUAAAGUUACUUUGAAAAAAGGCAGGAAUUAGGGUGGGAGGUGGGAGAGGAGCAGAAAAAAUAACUAUUGAGUAACCAGGCUUACUAUCUGGGUGACCAAAUAAUCCAUACAACAAACCCCCGUGACAUGAGUUUACCUAUAAAACAAACAUGCACAUGUACCCCUGAACUUAAAAUAAAAGUUAAAAAAGAAGAAAGGUAGGAUUUAAUGAUUGAUAGCUUAAAGUUCUCAUCAAAUUUUUUGUAAUGAGGGAAGAAAAUAUUUCCCCAAAGCAGAACUGCAUUCCCAGAAAGAACAUUUCUUCACAUCAUGAAUAUGUGAGGAAAAAAUGUAUUUUAAACAACUGAUAGGUACAGACCCUAGGAACCUGCAUUCUAGCCCCAAUGUUGCCACUCAGUGACAUCUGCUAUGUGACUUUAGACAAAUCACUUAGUCCCUCUCAUCUUCAGUUUCCUUAUAUGUUAAGUGAUAAAGUUAAUGUAGAUUUGCUUUUUUCCUUCUGGCUCCAGAAAUCUAUAGUUUUUAUCUGUGUGUUUGUGUGUGUGUGUGCUUUCCUCUUAGAAAGCUGUAGUAUUGCUUUAAACUCUUUGAAGUUACUAAGUGAUUCAAUCUAGUGGAGUCAGUGUAUUUUAAGAGUUUUGAAAAACAGCCAUAACAAAAACAACAAAAUGUGAAGUUACAAGGUGGGGCUAUAAAUUAAUGAGUUUGUUUUUUGAAUAGCUGGCAGUUUUGUAAUUUAUUUAAUAACACUUAUACAGAACACAAUACGAUAAUCUUUAAUCUUUAUAAUUGAGAUAGGUGCAGUUAUCAUCAUUUUACAGAUGAAGAACCUGAGGCAGUCGUGUCCAUUGUGAACUCCAAUAAGAAAGAUUAAAAAGAAGGAAGAAAAAGUCCGCUGUAGAAAUGAAAAAACAAAUUUAUCCAUUGUGACAUCGUUUAGAAAUAGCAGUCAGAAUUUAACCAAGAAAGUCUGGCUCUAUGUUCUUGAUCAUUUCCCUCUAUUGCCUGUUUAAGAUAUCCAAAUAUCAUAUCUUUGAAGGUAGUCAACUUGGAGUUUAAUUCCGUUGAUCUCUCUUUUCAAAACAUAUUUUGAGUUGUUUCGGGAUCAUUUUCCAGAGACUAAGACAAAGCCCUGUGGAAAACCAAGCCACAUGUUACUCAAAGUAAUAGUGUAGGAGGAACAAGAGCCAGCAGGGAAACACAGAGGAAAUUAUUAGAAAUAUAGGAGAAUUGGAAGAGUACAGAUGAAGGAAAAUAAAUCAACUUGUUUAUGUUAUUUUAAAACCUAGAGGUCAAGGAAGAGUUCAGAAAACGAGGCUGUCAGUGGUAUCAGAUGUUAUAGCGCUCCCUAAGAAUGAGAAAUGAAAGAAACUCAUUUGUCUUGUGUAAACAUUAAAAUCAUUGGUAACUUGAGAUUACAUUUAUUGUAGAGUAAUCAGAACAGAAUCCAGAAAAGAGAUAGAAGAGAAUGGGAAAGAAAAACAAUGGUUUGGUAAAUCUGACACUGGAAGGAAAUGGAGAUAGCCUAGAUAUAGAUAAGGAGAAGAGAACUAAGAGUGUGUAUGUAUGUGUUUGUGUUAAGGACAGGAGAGAUAUAGGGAUAGGGUAUAAGGUAAAUAAGGACUAUUGUAGUUAGUUUAUAUACAUAUAAGAAUAGAGUUUAUGUUUUAUGCUUGACAGAUGUUCUAAAGGAAAAUAAACAAGUCAUUGUUCCUCCUCUGUAUUGUUUUCUGUUUAAAGUAAAAGCAUGGAGAAAGUUGAACAGUUUUUGUUUAUUUGCAGUAGGACUACAGAAAAGAAAAAUAAAAGAGCGUAUGGAAUUAAAACCAGAUUUUUGAAAAAUCAAAUCAUAUUUAAAGUACUGCUUGAGAUAUCAAAAGUCUUUUAAAUCUUAAAUACAGAGCUGGUUUUUAAUAAUGGUAAAGAGUUUUCAAAAUGUUAAAGUUUAUAGAACUAUUUCUCAUUUAAUUAUAUGUAAAUGGUUUUAUAAUUUUUUCUCACAUUAAGUUAGAAAACUAGCAAAGUAACCUACAUAAAAUUUGGUAUAACCUUUCUUAUGAUGUCACAAAACUUAAUUAUGGAGGAAGCAAUUAUUAUAAUUAGGAAAAAUUGAUGACUUAUGAUCUGACUCAGGAUCAAGGUCUGAAACACUCAUGUCAUUUCCUCCCCUCUCCUAUAUAGUAUACAGUGAUUUGUUCAUUUUGGACUCUUAAUAUUUUAACUUUUGACACCAUCAGCAAAUCUAAACACUGACAGUUGGUGUUUUCCUGAAAAAUGUUAAGGCUAAUAAUUGUGUGAUAUUUAUUUCAACACAUUGCUGCUAGUCUUCUAUAAAGAUCUCAUUAUGGGUAGGCUUUGAAGAGAUAUCCAGUUCAUAAUAUGGGCAUCACACUGGAAGCCUGCAAGAUGGAUGAUUGGCUGAGAGUAGGAGUGUAGUUUCUAAAUAAUAAUAAGUCUGUUUCCCCUGCUAGGAAGUACCCUGAGGGCAGGAACCCUCUAUCUUAGUCAUGACUUUGUUCCCAAUACAUGGUAUAUCAGGCAUGUAGCAGGUAUUCAAUAAACAUUGAAUGAAUAAAUGAACAAAUUAAUUAGAUACCAAAUCCAUCAGUUUGACACUAUAUUCUAAAUUAGUUUAUAUAGUCACCGUAAUGUGAUAAAGAAAUUGUGAUAGUCUAGUUUACUGAGCAUUGUUAUCAGGACCAUCUGUGUCUCAUGUUUAAGUCUAGAAAUCAGUCUUUGAAAAUGAGUGAAUUCAAAUGCAUUUUUAAAAGUCUAAGUGCCAUUUUGCAUGAGGGAAAUUAUAUACCUAGUAAGAAUUUCUCUGGGUUUCAAAGUCAGAACACUGAUCUUGGUAAUACAUGGACAGAAAGGAUUAUUUUUCAGUUAGGGUGUUAAACAGAUUGUGCUAUCAUUUUAACCUCUGGAAUGAAUAAGCCCCAGAUUUAAUAAGCUCCUUAUGUAUAAGAUGCCUGUUAUAAUGUGUCUGUAAUGUCCUAGAAAGAUGAGACUACCCCUGCAUAGUGCUUAUUUCUUGCAUGGAAUGAAUUUAAGAUAAGCUUGUCAAAUUUUAAAUCUGACAUAGACUAUCUUUUGAAUAAUUUAUUUGGAGUCAUCUCUGUCUGAUUAUAAUAUGCCCUAAAAUAAAUCUUGAAAAAUUAAAAUAUAUCAUACAGAAUAAACAGUCUACAUGUAACAGUUAACAGUUACAUGUAAAGUGUUAUUCAGAUUACAUUUUACAACUAUUUCUUUUCUGAUUCCAUUUUUUAUUGAAUAGAAGUUCAAUAAAUUUUAUUCUGUUAAGAAUGAGUCUGUCUUGGAGAGGGUCAGUGUCACAUAUUUACUUUGAAGUUCCUUAAAGAGGUUAGUUGAAUUCUCCCCCCAAAAUGUGCUUUGAAUUAGCAGCUUUUGAAUAUCUAUUCUAGUAGAGGUAGGAGCAAUAUGAACUAGAGAGAAUGAUAUGCAAUAAAAAUAAUAAUUUUUCUUUGACUUUGGAAUGAGGAUAAUCUAAACCACAGCCAUGUAGGCAGACAUUUUCUGAUGUAUGUAGGUAUGUUUGCAUGUCUGUCUAUCUAUCCAUCUCCUUGUUUUCUAUAUAUUUGACCCUAACCUUUCAGGCUCCUAUUUUGCCAUCAGGUCCAAAACCAAACUGAGCGAUAAGAGAGUGGAGAUCCUUAAAUCAGUGGUUCUCAAACUUUUUGGUUUCCACAUUCCUUUAUGUUUUCAAAGAAACAUUAAUGAGAAGAGUAGCAUUUUGUUAACAUUAAGAAAAACCUCUUUAAUAACUGGCUUAAUAGAAACCAGCUGGAUUCUUAUAUCUGUUCUUUUUGGUCAAAAUAUAUGAAGAAAAUCCAGCCUCACACAGAGAUGUAAUUGGAAAGGAAGGACUAUUUUAAAAGCCUUUCAGAUAAUUGUGGGUAUUCUUUGAUGCUACACCAAAAUGCAACAAGAGGUAGUUUCUUAAAGGUUAGUUGCAACACGGAAGCCAAAUCUGUGAACUUUUAGUACUCUGAAAUUAAAAUCCAUUGGUUGAUCUUGCACUUUGAAUGGAUCUUUUACCUGUGCAAGGUUUUGUUACAUCAUACAUUGGUCAUUUGAAAAUACUGGUUCACUGAGUUAUGCAGAUCUUCCAAAUGUUGACACAUUUUAUUAUGUAUUAAAAUGUCACAUUCUUUAAUACUAUCACAAAUCUUAUCAGAAAAGUCUUUAAAUAUUGUGAGCAGUUCAUGGUAGCAGAUAGAAGUUUUCCAAAAUUCUAGUUUUCACUUGAGGGUUCAAAUUUUAUCAUUGUCAAAAAUAUGUCAGUUUUCCUUGAAGUGGUAGAUUCACUAAUUUAUUUUCAAGAACAUAUCUGUCAGAUACCCAAGGCUAAACAACUAUAAUUUAUCAGUCUUUCAAGUAAAAGUGGUGUUCCAUGAAGAAAGUAGCUAGUGCAGCUCACAACUCAGUUACACAAGUGGUUUUCCUCUAGACAACAAUUGUACUUUGAUAUGCAGCAGAAAUGCUUUAUGUGUAUUUCCCAUUUUGUCGUACAGAAUAUUAAAAAGACUUCUACUCAAGGGUCAAGAUUUCAUAAAAUUAAUAACUUUUAUUGCUUCAUCAAAGACUUCCUUCAAUUACAUUGACUGUGUGUGGUAUGUGCAUGUAUAUGAACAUAGGGCAGUAAUAUGAUGAACUAUAUAAUACAGUUUGAUGUUGCUGUCUUAAUUCAUGCUAGGGCACCAUCAUUGCUUUUGCAUCAUCAGUGUAAAUAUCAACACAGUUGUUUCAAGAUAAAUGAUGAGAUUUAAGAAAGUUAUUCAACACUGAAUAUUUCAGUACUGUUAGUGUUUGUUGCCAAGCAUUCCUAUAAAAGGUCUUUGUUGUUGAUUACUUGGGGCUCAUACUGAAUAAAUCUAAGCAAAACAUAAAGUUUAUAGAUUCUUCCAUUUGUAAAACAAAAGCACAAUUCUGUAGUUGAGAUAUUAACUCAGCCUUCGUAUUUGCAACUAAGUGUAAUUUGAUGAAUUAACAUAUGGUUGGAAAGUGUCAUGAUUUCUUAUACUGACUUUUCAGCAGGCAUUGAGCAAGGUCGAUUAUCCACAAUUUUAUUAGUCUCUCAGCUAUUAUAUGCACUUUUUCAGUCAUUGCAUUAUAUUAAUAACUUACAAUGUAGGAUACUUCCGUGGUCUUUUCAUUUCCAGUAUGAUAAGCUGUAAUAGAAUUUUUUUUUAGAGGAUUCUUCACACCUGUGUUUAAAAUAUCCAGUUCCAUUUUCUUUGAACUCUACAUGAUUGGUUUCAGAAUGACAUCACAACUUAAUUGGCACCAUUAUAGUAUUUGAAAGAUUUUGUUGCAUAAGCGACAAGAAGAUAGAUUAUUCAUAUGUCUGAAACAAGAGAAAGAUGGCUUUCAAUGUAUGGUCAUUUUUUAUUAACAAUUUUGACCAGUUUCUUUGCUAGAUUCCACCUUUCCGUGAGUCAUAAAAUUCUCAAAUAUAUCAGUUUUAUCUUUUCUGUAUCUUAUAUGUAGACAGUAUAGUUGUGGGUUAAGGAGGCAAGUUUUCUAAUCUCCUGUCUUUUAAGCCAGCAAUUCAUUCUUAAAUAUAAGAAAAGUAUGUAAUAGAUUUUUAUAUGAAAUAUUAAAAUUUAAGAAGCUGUAGAUAGAUUUAGAAAACUUUUCCAAAAAGAUUUAAAAAUAAUAUUAUAAAACAAAACAAAGUAUACAUUCUUCUUUGUUGUAUUUAGAUAGAAGUUUCAGUAGUGGAGUCCAUAUAACUAAGCUCCAUAAUAAUGUGUUUCAUAACUUUCUCCAUUAUUCUACUACUAGAUCAUAGAAGGCUUGUUUCUCUUAAGGUUUAGUUUUUUCAUGCACUCAGAAAAUAGUUUUUCAGGAAGUAUGUACUGAGUAUUCUGAGGAUAUGCAAGGAGCAUGGGUUCCAGUGAUAAAUAAUACAUAGUCUCUGUGCUCAGGGAACUUAUAGUUUAGUUGGUGCUAACCAGAUAAAUUAGCAAAAUAAUUGACAGAUAUAGUAAGCAUGAUGAAAACACACAAUGGACUCAGAGAAUAACAAGGAUGCUCUCCUGAGACAGCGACAUUUAGCUGAUAUCUCAAACAUGGGGGGAAUUCAAGGAUUCCAGGCAGAGGAAAGAGCAUAUGAAGGCAGUUAAGUAAGGCAGGAAAGAGCUUUAUUUGAGGCACUGAAAGAAAACCAAUGUGACAGGAGACUAGUGAAUGGGAAGGGGGAUGAGUAAUGAAAAUGAGGUUUGGGAGAUUGGAAGGGGCUAGUUCUACAAAGCCUUAUGAGCUAUAGUAAGUAGUUUGGGUUUUAUUCUGAGGGCCAGCAAAGGGAUUUAAGCAGCAGAAUAACACGAAUGAUUUAGUUCGUAGAAGAUGUUCACUGCUACAUGGACAAUGCAUUAGAGAGAGACCUAUUAACAGUAGGAGCAGAGAGAGCAGAGAUACCAAUUAGAAGGCUUUUUCAGUAGCUCCGGCAAAAUGAUGAUGGCAGCAAAGUGAUGAAUGGAUUCUAAAUACAUUUUGUGGAUAGAUUUAGUGAGAAUUGGAGAGAUAUUAGAUGUGUUCAGAUUUCUGUCUUGAAUUACUAGGUAGAAAGGACUAUCAUUUUUUACUAAGAUGAAAAUAUUUGGGGGGCACGGUAAUAUGUUUGGUAUAAAUGUGGAGAGUUAUUUUUGGAUACAUUUAAAUUUGAAAUGUCUGUGAGACAUUCAAGGGAAUGUGUGCAAUUGGCUCUGUGAAUCUGGGACUCAAGAGAGGAUAGAUCUGAGCUAAGAAGAGUAAUUAAGAAUUGUCAGCUCAUACACAUUUAUUUAUUUAUUUGGAGACGAGUCUUAUUCCAUCUCCCAGGCUGGAGUGCAAUGGUGUGAUCUCAGCCCCCUGCAACCUCUGCCUCCUGGGUUCAGAUGAUCCUCCUGCCUCAGCCUCCUGAGAAGCUGGGAUUACAAGUGUUUGCCACCACACCUGACUAAUUUUUGUAUGUUUUAGUAGAGAUAGGGUUUCACCAUGUUGGCCAAGCUGGUCUUGAACUCCCAACCUCAAGUGAUCCACCCACCUCAGCCUCCCAAAGUGUUGUGAUUAUAGGCAUGAGCCAUCACACCCGGUCAGCUUACACACAUUAUCUCAUGGAUUUACAUGGGAAUAAUGGAGUCAUCAAGAAGAGAGUAUAUAGAGAGAGGAGGGUUCAGGACCAAAUUAGAUUUUGAAUUGGAGAAGGAUGAGAGCAGCAAAGGACGGUUCAGGACCAAAUUAGAUUUUGAAUUGGAGAAGGAUGAGAGCAGCAAAGGAGGAGGGUUCAGGACCAAAUUAGAUUUUGAAUUGGAGAAGGAUGAGAGCAGCAAAGGAGACUAAAUAGGAGCGGUCAGCAAAUAGGGAGAAAACCAAGAGAAGAGACUUUUGAAUGGGGAAGGAGUGGUUUAUUCUUGAAUACUGUUGAGACGUUAGAUAAGAUGAAGGAUUGGUUUUCACUGGAUAUGUCAACAUGAAAGUCACUGAUACACUUGACAAGAGCCUUUUAGUGAUGACAUGAAACAUAAAAGUUAAAGAUGGAUUAAGUAGUAAGGAAGUGAGAACAGCAUAACUAUUUAAAAAUGUUUGCCUAUAAAAGAAAAUAGAGAAAAGGUAGGGUUUUGUCUUAUUUUCAAACUCUAGAUAUCAAUUAUAUAUUUUAAAGGAAUGAACCCAUAGAUAGGAAGAAAGCAAUGUUAAAAGAGAAGUCGAGUCCUUGAGAAGGGGCAAAAGGGUGGAAUUCAGAUAACAGGUGGAAGGAUGGCCCUUUGCUAGUAAGGCAGGACAUUAUGGUAGAGGCAAGAUGAGUUCAUAGAUAGGACCUUAGGUUCCAGGAAGAUAAAGAGAAGACACUUCUAACAGUUUCUGUUUUCCCAGUGAAGGACAUCUCAACUGAUGUCAUCAGCUGAAAGUAAGGAUAUUAGAGGAGGUGUAGAAGAUUUAAGCAGAGAGGCACAAGUAUGAAGUAGUUGUCUUGGCCAGUGGGAUAGUGAGCCUACUAGAGACAUUUGGAUUGUGAGGCCUUGGUGGGGUGUCAGUAUGCCGUAUGCUUUAAAGUCAAAUCUCUGCAACAGAAUGCCAGGUGUAGAGUUACAGUUGAUUAAUAAGACACAGCCCCUGUACUCAAGGAGUUUGUAAUCUAGAGAAUGAAAGACAUAUAAUUACAAUAUGGUGUGAUGGUUGUGAUGAACAAGGUAAAUAUAGGGUGUCAUAAGAGCACACAUUAACCAAUCUUGGAGGGGCUGUCCUAUGCAAGGAGGUCUUCAUGGAGACCUAACAGCUAAGCUAAGACCUGCCUGUUCUGCAAGUACCUUACUUAAAGCUAUUACAUAAUAGCUGCUGGGGAUGAAAAUAUUCUAGAAGGUAUGAUAGUCACACUGUAUUAUUAUAUCUUUAUGCAGUAGCUUUUAUUUCUGCUGACAUCAUCAGGCAUCUUUGAAAUUUCUUUUUUUUUUAACACUUCGAAAUGCUGUGAAGCAAAGUAUCAUCCCUCUCUUUCCUCACCCUCUUCUCUUCCUUAACACCUUUCUUCAGUUCUAGCUGUUGGCAGCUAGAUGCAACUUAAUAAUGCCAUUUUGUUUUCAUUUGGCAUGUCAUUCAUCAUUUUCAAAAUAAAUAAACUUUAAUUUUGUGCUGCCACAAUCAGGAAUAUUUGAACAUUUAGUGCUUAUCUUGGGUAUCUGCCCUUAUUACUUUCUGAGGAGCUGCCCUUUAUAGCAAUCAGGGAACUAUACCACUUGGAAGACUAAUUGUCUUUAUACAAAAAUAAAAUCCUUGUGUUCAGAUUUCUGUCUUGAGUGGCUGGUUUGAAUCUAAUUUUCUGUUAUAUGAAGCAAAGAUUUAUUAUUUAACAUAGUUUCAAAAUUAAAAUUGAUAGUGAAAUUUUAUGUGCCAUGCAAUGUCAUGUGUGUUCUUUUAAGGUGAAGAUUCAUUUUUUAAUAGCUUUAUUGAGGUAUAAUUGACAUAUAAUAAACUGCACAUAUUUAACACCACAUUUUAUGUGUGAUAUGUAUGUGUGUGUGUGUGUGUGUGUGUAUAUAUGUAUAUACUUAUAUAGGUGAAAUCAUCACCAUAGUCAAAAUAAUCAGCAUCCCCAUCAGUCCCAAAAGUUUUGUUUCUCAUGCCCCUUUGUAAUUUUUCCCUGCCCUCUCACCAGUCAACUGAUCUUUCUGUUACUACAAAUUAGUUUAUAGUUUUAAAAAUUGUAUAUAAAGGGAUCUUAAUUAUAUAUAUUUUCCUUCCAGCAGAAUUAUUUUGAGAUUAAUCCAUGGUGUUGCUUGUAUCAGUAGUUCGUCUUUACUGCUAAUAUUCUGGUGUAGGGAUAUAGCACAAUUUACUAAUAUAUUCACCUUCUACUGUUAGCUACUACAAACAAAGCAACUGUGACUAUUUGUGUACAAGUCUUUGUAGGGACAAAUGCACUCACUUCCCUUGUGUAAAUACCUAGGAGUGGGAUGGCUGGGUUAUAUAGUAGGCAUAUGUUUAGCUUUUUAAGAAACUACCAAACUACUUUGGUACAAGUGGUUGUACCAUUUUACAUUCCCACCAGUGGGAAUAAGAGUUGCAGUGCCUCCAUAUCCUUGGCAACACUUGAUACAGCCUAUCUUUUUAUUUUUAGCCAUUCUAAUAGAGGUAUGUAGUGGUAUCUCAUUGUGGUUUUAAUUUGCAUUUCCCUAAUAACUAUAUUAAUUUUGACCAACUUUUUAUGUGCUUAUUUGCCAUCCAUAAAUCUUCUUUGGUGAAGGGUCUGUUCAAAUCUUUCCCGAUUUUUUAUUGAGUUAUUUUCUAAUGAUUGAGAUUUCAUUUUGAGGAUUUUGUGUGUGUGUUGUUUUGUUUAGCAGCUUAGAACACACACAUUUAUUAUCUCACAGUUACUAUGGGUCAGGAGUCCAGGCAUAGAUUUGCUGGGUCUUCUACUCCAGGGUUUCAUCUGAAAGUAACAAUCACAGUCUUGGCCAGGGCUGCAGUUGCAUCUCAAGGUUUUACUGGGGAAGGUUCCACUCAUAAGUUCACAUGAUUGUUGGUAGAAUUCAGCUCCUCGUGGGAUGCCGAACUAAGGGUCUCAGUUAUUUGCUCAGUUGGAGAUUCCCCUCAGUUCCUGCCACAUGGGCCUCUUGAUAUGGCAGCUCACAACAUGACAACUUGCUUCAUGAAAGCCAGCAUGGAAGUGUUUAUGUUUACUGGUUUAUUAUGAUUAACAAAGGAUACAGAUGAAUAGCCCGAUGGAAGAGAUGCAUAGGGCAAGCUAUGUGGAAGGGGUAUGGAGCUUCCAUACCCUCUCCAAGUAGGCUACCUUCCAGGCACCUCCUCAUGUUCAGCAAUCUGGAAGCUUUGCGAGUUCUUUAUGUAUUCUAUAUACAAGUCCUUUAUCAAAUACAUGACUUGUAAAUAUUUUCUCCCAGUUUUUUGCUUGUAUUUAAAUUUCCUUUUUAGUGUUUUUCAAAGGGCAGAAAUUCUUAAUUUUGAUGAAGUCCAAUAUGUCAGCUUUUUAUUUUAUGGACUGUGUUUUUAUGGUUUUAAGAAAUAUUUGCCUAACUAAAGGUCACAAAUAUUUUCUCAUAUUUUUUUUCUUAAAGUCUUACAAUUUUAGGUUUUACAUUUAGGUGUAUGAUCCAUUUUGAAUUAAUUUCUGUAUAUGUGCAAGGUGUAUAUCAAAGUUCAUUUUGUGUGUGUGGAUAUCCAGUAUUGUAUGAUAUUCAAUGCUGUGUUUUCACCUAAUAGCUUUUAAAGGAAGAAUUAAAGCAAAGCCAAGUUAAAUAGGUUAUACCAGACUGUUAGUUUUCUUUGUGUUAUCCUUGACUUUGUUAGGUUGCACAUUUUGCUGGAACUUCUUAAAACAGUAUCCUAUGAUUGAACUUCUUCAACCUCAAAUUUCCAGUCUUUAUACUUAACCAAUGAAAUGUUAUUUAUAUACUCUUUGGAAACAUAACAUAUACUGUAGAUAAUUAUAACAAAAGUGUAAUGGGUAGCAGAAGAUAUUGCCAAACCAAAAUUCUGGAGACCAGAUGAGACAAACACAUAAUAUGUGCCUGUAUGGGUCACAGUGCUAGGAAAUACACUGAAAAGUGAACAAAGAACUAAAAAUAAGCCUCUUAUAAGAAAAGCUGCUACUUCUGGGCUAAUCUAUUAGUAGUUUGUUUUCCUUAAUUUGAAAAAGAGCUUCAGAAUCAGACUCUAGAGUGAAUCUUUUAAAACUAUAUAUAUUAUGCAUGUAUACACAUAUACAUACUCUAUGCAUUGGCUUAGAUAAUAUAAAAACAGCACAGGAAUAGUUUAUGCUGUAGUAUUGUGCAGUCUUAUUCAGAAAUAAGAAAAAUAGUUUUUCCAUUUAGCUGUGAGUCAUUACUUUUUAGUUUCGUGGAGAAAUUAAGUUUUAGUGGGGGUCGAUACAGCUUUUUUUUUUUUGUAGAAAAUCAGGUAGCAUGGGCUUUGGAGUCAGACAAAUCUCGGUUUUAAUUUUCAGUGUCCUUAUCUCUAAUAUAGUAAUAUUAAUAGUUACCUCUUCCUGGGUUGUUGAGAGGUUUAAAUGAAAUAAUAAGUUAAGUACUGGCACAGUGCUUAACACAUAAUAGGUAUUCAAGAUAUGUAUACUUCUUUAUCAUCAGGGGAUUGACCUUGGAAGCAUAUGGGUACAUAGAAAGAACCCAUAAAAGGAUAUGACAAGGGGAGAGGAGUUUGUUUUCAUUAGAUUUAGCAAAUUCAUUCUUUCCCCCAACUCCCCAGAAAAAUUCAUUUUAAUGCUAUUAUUUUCCUUAUCACCCAUAAACAGACAGAAAAUUGGCAUGUUUCGAAAGAGUGUUAAAACUGCAAGAGUAUUACAUGGUAUCAUUACACUACCAUCCAUUAUCUAACUGGGUUUAUUUAUGAAGGUUAGAUUUAGAUAAUUUAGACUUACCCUUUUUCCAUUUUGUGGGGAAAGAGAAUCAGAAACUUGAAAGGAAGAGCUCUUCCAAACAGAAAGAUAGCUAGAAUCUCUCUCAAUAGUCUAUAUAAUCUCUUCUAAUAAUCUUUAGCAAAAGUGACUUUUGAGUUCUUUUAAAUAUUUCCUGUAUUGAUUCUAAUUCAGUGCUCAUUUCAUGUGAUGUCUAUAGAACUACAGACUUAGAUUACAGUCAGAAAACUGAGUAACAGCAGACACCAGGUUUUCAGCUGUUUUUAGGGUUUAUUCAGAUUGACUACAUCACAUUCAUUUGGAUGGAUUUAGUGACAUCAAUUGAUAAUUGUAAAGAAACUAGCCUUUAAUCUGACAUUUUCAUAUUGAUAUUAGAUAGGAGCCACAUGACUAUGUCAUGGGUUCAUUCACAAGAUAUAAUAAACAUUAUUUUCACUUGUAGCAUAAAAGCAGUCUUUAGUGUUAUCUUAGAAGCAUUAAAACACACACAUAUAUAAAAUCAUAUAGAUUAAAAAAUUCUAUCAGCAUAGGUUCUGUAAUUGUUAAUAGAUGUAAUUGCAUAAGGUCGCUAUGCAUUAUUUCUCAUUUUCAGAUGAAGCCUGUCACCUUGACAUUUUUAUAUAUAAUAGGAAUCCACAGGUUGUUAAAAACAUAAGGAAAUUAAGAUAAUUUGAAUUCAGAUUAUAAAAUAGUUCAGGUCUAUUCUGAUGAAGCAAUGUCACUUAGGUCUGAGGCUUUUGGGUCAGCUUUUAAAAGUUUAUCUUAUUUUUCAUUAAAAUAUGUAUGUAUAAUACUCUAUCAUGCAAAGAGAAAUGGUCAACAGAAUUUCUGUGCAUAUAUGGUUGCUGGUUAUUUGAAAGCCAUUCUCCUCCUAGGAUUAUUUGACCAAUUUUGUAUUCAGCUUAGAUUAGGGAGAAUAUAGUGUCUCCUUAGGUAAAAUACUUACUAGAACCAAAAAGUCCAGAUUAAAUUGUUUUUAUUUUUAUUUUACUGCAGUUUUGUGCAGUUGACCUGAUUUUAAAAUAUAAAACUAGGAAGGCAUAUUUUUCAUCUACCAAAAUGUGAAUCUUACUUUCAUUUUGAAACAAACACCUCUGCUUUAAGAAGAUGAACGGUAGUGAUAAAUACAAAAACGUUAAAAUUUUUUAAAUGAAUAGCGUUUGUUGAUCUUUAAAGAAAACAUAAAUGUGAAAUAACUUUAGAGCUUAAAAGUUUUCUUCCUCAAACCUUUUAGGAAUUGAUUUUAUUAUCCAAAACAACUUUAUUCAUACUAAGUGUGACUAUCUGAAUAAUUACCUUACUUUUAUAGUUUUUUUUUUAAAAAAGCUCUUCUAACUGUAAUUAUCCUCAAAGAAUUGGAUUAAGAAAUUCAAUAAUUUUCUGUCAUUAGUCCAGCGAGAUAUUUACUGAAUAGCCAUUACGUUCCUGGCUGUUAACACUACAAGGACUCCAGCAAUGAGCAAAGCAAACAAGCCCUUGCUUUUCCAGAGCCCACAUUCUAGAGUCAGAUGCUAAACAAAUACACAGAUACAUAUAUAAUAAAAUAUUGGUUUAAGUGUUGAAAAGCAAAAUCAGAGUAAGAAGGCAGGUAGUCAUUUUAAAUUAACAUUGAGAAAUGUUUCCAUUUUAAGCAUAUAAAUUCUUUGGCUUCUCUUUUUAAAUUUGCUUUUGACUGUUUGUUGCUGGCGAAAAUUAUUUAAAGUAAUUAGGAACUCAUCGUAAAUAUUUUGUACACUACUCUAAAAAUCUAAUUCCAACUAGUGAAUUUAGCAUUUAUAAAUGGAGGUGUCUAUAGAGGAAUAAAAUCUUUGGUUAACCACUACUUUACUUUUAGCAGUAAAGUCUGCAGCUCAUGAAAUUUGUAAUUCUGGAGUGGUUUCAGUUUGCACCAUCCCCUGGGGAGCCUGUUGAUACAGCACUGAGCUACAGAUUAUUAUUCAGCUGUAGAAGUUUUAUGCUUAGGCAUUUUCUUACAUCUUCUUCUCUCAGUCAGUUGAAAUCUUGUAUUUUUGCCAAAUAAAACAAAUCCUAUAUUAAUAAGAAGCUAUAAAUAAACAGUAGGAGCAUGAGUCAGAGCCAGCAUCACCCCAUUCCUUGUGUGUACCUCUCUAGUACUCCCCAGUAUGUUCCUUUUGCACAAACAUGUAGUACUGCGUAACUACUGUUCUACAGAUGAACUCCAGUUAUUUAAGUGAGGCCUGUUUUUUAGAACUAAGUAAUACUGUAACUAGUAGAAUUCUGGCAUGUUACCACAGUCAAAAGCAGAAUGUGAAGCUGUAUGCUAUUGAUGGGAGGAAAAAAGAAAUAUAUUUCCUACCUUUCCUGUAUAAAGCCCAGAAGAUUCCUGUUAGAUUUCCAAAAUGGGUUUUUAUAUAAUAUAAUAUAAUUCAACAUUUUUUUCAGAGGAAAAAAGAAAAAGAUAAGUUGCUUGAAAGUCCCAUCUCUUUUGCUAGUCGGCUUCUGUCUGAUAAAAUUUUAUUCUGUUUUGCUUCAUUGUUUAUUCAUUCAGUAGAUGUUCAUUGAACACUUACUGUUACCAGGCACUGUGCUACCAUAGACGGUAUAAAGACAAAUAAGCUAAAAUCCUUGUUCUCAAGGAAUUUAUUAUUGUAGAGAAAAGUGACUUGUAAAUCCAAAAUUUCAUACUGGGAUAGGAACUAUAAAAGAGACAUCCUGCAGAAUACUGAGAUUAUAAAUAAAACUAGUAUGUUUGAAGCAUUUAGUGUCCUAGCUGUUUUAUAGAAGUCAUUUCAUUUAAUCCUUUCAACAGCUUUAUGAGGUAGAUAUCAUUACACUAUUUUACUUGUGCCAAGAGCACUACAUUCAUCAAGGAAGGAGGAGGUAGUAUCAAAUUUUUCAGAAAACAAGAGAGUUGGUUAUAGAAGGAUGAGUAGGGUAGAGAGUAGGAGGAAGAUGAGGCAGUGUGGCAUUUCAGACAGAGAGGUGAAUAUGUAAGCACACAGGAUGAGUGAGAGAAUUGUUGGAAUGUAGUCAGUUCUAGGAAAUAAAAGAUGGCAGGGUCCAGAUCAUGAAGUUUGGUUCUUAACCUGUAGAAGACAGAAAUAUGAUCAGACUUGCAUUUCAGGAAGAUAACUCUGUAAUUGUUUGCAAUUCCUGUUAAACGAAGAAAUUUUCUCCAGCAUUGACUUAUGUUUAUUAAAUACAUAUAAAAACUAAAUUCUAGAAACAUCUUAUACAGUUAUACAUCACUUAGCAAUGGGAUACAUUCUAGGAAAUGCAUUGUCAGGCAAUUUCUUCAUUGUACAAACGUCAUAGAGUAUACUUACACAAACCUAGAUGUAUAUCUUUGUUUAUAUUUAUUUUUUCAUAUGGAAAACCAAAUUUCUUAGCCAUGUUACUGAAUGUCAGUCAUUUCCCUUACUUGAUCUGCAUCACCAACAUUAAGUGCCAUGUAUCAGAUUUCUGUAUAUGUUCCAUUAUAAUCUCAUGGGACCACCAUAGUACAUGCGGUCCAUUGUUGACAGACACAUCAUUAUGUGGUGCGUAAGUGUACUUAUAGUUUUACAACUACAAAGUGAAGCACAGAGAGGUUACAUAACUUAGCCAGUGUCACACAGCUAAUAAGUAGCAAAGUCAGGAUUCGACAUGUUAAGCCAACUUCAUGGACUUAACCACAGUCCUGUAUUGCCACUCCUCUUCAUUUAAAGGCAUGCAUGCACAUAUUAGAUUUGGAGACAGUUCUAGAGACACUGAAUUGGCAACUACAGUCGACAAAGAGACAUUGCAGCAAGUACCUCUACGUUGUUUGUUUCUGUACCCUUAACUUGCAGUGGUCUACAAGAAAGAAUGAAGGAAGGGAAGUGAUAUAUUUGUCAACCCUAACUACAUUGUAAAAUGAAGCUUUUUUUUUUUCUUUUUUUGAGAGGGAGUCUCGCUUUGUCACCCAUACUGGAGUGCAGUGGUGCGAUCUCAGCUCACUGCAACCUCCACCUCCCGGGUUCAAUCUGUUCUCCUGCCUAAGCCUCCCGAGUGGCUGGAAUUACAGGCAUAUGCCACCACACCUGGCUAAUUUUUGUGCUUUUUUUUUUUUAGUAGAGACGGGGUUUCACCAUGUUGGCCAGUCUGGUCUCGAGCUCCUGACCUCAACUGAUCCGCCUGCCUUGGCCUCCUAAAGUGCUGGGAUUACAGGCUUGAGCCACUGCACUCGGCCUGAAGCAUUUUAUGAUGCUCACUACCAAGUGUUCAUAAGCGGUAAAUAAAGCCCUUGGGCUAGGUAAUGUAAGAUCCAUUGCAACCUGGAGAUGAAGAACUUUGUAAAGGGGAUAAUUGUUAUCACCCAUCAGAGCAUCAGAGUUUUAAGAUGAUCUAGAUUUAGUCCCACUAAUUAUAUUUCUCCUAACUUUUAUAGACAGAGAAAUCAGUGAAAAAUAUGUAUUUCUAAGGAUUAAAUCCCAAUCCAUAGCUCAAGGCUACCUUUAUGUCUAAUAGUUGUGAUAUAAUAUGUUGCUUAGAAUAGGUUCUAUAAAUGGAAUUCACACAUAGGACCCCAGAAUCGCUUCUUCACAGGGUUUCAGAGUUGGAGGACAUAUAAAAGGAUAAAUCAAUCCAUAAAUCUCUAAGUAUUCCUAAAAGAAGAGUGGUGUGUCAGUUAUUGGCACCAGUACAUCAUGAAUCCUGCUGGGCUGUGGAGAAAGGAGAAACUAACCUGAACAAGACUAUACUCUACACAGCUGUCCCUGACAUUCUACCACCUGUUAGCAUUCAGUAUUAAUUUCAUGGAUCAAAUCAAGGCAUGCAAGUGCAUUAAAUAACUUUUUAAAAAACAACUGCUGAUUGCUGACGUCUAUGAGGGAAGAAAAAUUAGGGGCUGUUAUUUUCCUAUCAACCAUCACUCUCAUUAACAAGAACAGGAAACAUUACGAAUAAAUAAAACUCUUACAUCAUACCAGAAAAAAGAACAGCUGAAUCCCCUAAAGGAUUUCAUAUUCUAUCAUCAGACAACGAAAGAAAAUAAUUCCAUAUAAAUGGCUGCAUGAAUCAUUGAAAGAAACUUCCCUGCUUUUUUAAAAGAGCAACUAGAAGUAUUUACUUUUUGAAAAUAGAGUAACCAUUUGUUAAACCGUAUAUACCAUUGAAGAUGUUUUGGGUAUAAAAGGGAAUUUCCAUAAUAAUUACAUAGUAAUCUUUUAUAGCCAAAGUUAUGAAGAAGAUCAGGAUUUGGGAAAAUUGUGGUCAAUAUUUGAUUUUCCUUUUCUGUUUGAUAGCCUUAUCUAAAUUCCCCUAGCUUGAAUGUAGUAAAUAUGAGUGUGUAAAAAUGUGUAUCUAAUUCACCUCUUGGGGGAGGUUUAAUGUAACUAUAAAUAAAAAUUCUUUCCCCAGGUUAAAAAAAAAGUUACAUAGUGUUUAAUUCUACCUUUUCUCAUUUCUCUAUAUCCAAAACUAUCACCAAGUACUGUUAAUUUUACUUUAUAAAGCUCUCUUGAUAUGUCUCUUCAACCUCAUCACCACUGCUUUAAAUGAGGCAUACUUCCUCAUUUGGAUUAUGGCAGCAGUCUCUCUUCCUUUAGUCUCUCCUUCAAAUCCACCUCCAUCCUUCAUAUCAUCCAUCAUGUAUUUUUCCCUGCCUAAAUUCCUUGGUUGGCUUCUAUUAAAUCCAAGUUCCUUAAGCAUGGCAAACAGGGGCCAGCUUCCACGAGCUGGUCCAUACCUCUCCUGCCUUAUUUCCUGACACUUUCCCUUAUACCUUGAGAUCCAGCUUGCCAGUAUUUCCCCAAUACCUCCACCGCAUAUACAACCACAUACAUAUACACCCUUAUCCCCUCCCUCAUGUACCACCCAUAUAUAAUUCUCUUUACCGCAUCCUUUAUCACACUCCUACAAGCCUUGAAGCAAUCUGAACAUAGAAACCAUCUUUGAUUUUCAACUCCUAAUUGGGACUGAACAUACUUGUCUUGAACACAGAUUGCUGCCUUGUUAGUAUAGGUAUCCUAAUAUGGCACAUGUGUAUAGUUGAAGCUAUAAUGCAUUCCCCAAGUUCCCUUUCAGGACUAAAGGGUUAUUUCCCAACAGCUGGAAGUCCUGCUGCCAGACAGCCUUCUUCAGGAAUUGCCUUGUCCCCAACUCAAGACAACCCUGAAGGACCUUUCCCAGUUUUCCAUGGGGUCCACUGAGGCCUUGAGAUUGUACUGAAGUCAACUUCUCCCUCUGCUGUCGCUUCCCUUCCACAGGUGUUUAUCACAAGAACAAUCCUUAAUAAACUUCCUGUAAGCACACUCUCAGAGUCAGCUUGCUGGGGAACCCAAGCUAUAACAACAUGUUUAUCUUGUUCACACUUUCUUCUGAGUUCUAAAUCAUGGGAAGUUACAGUUAUCCAAAAUCUUACUAAUUGGAAGAUCAUUUCAUCAGACGUGUAUUGAGCACCUGCUUCAUGUCAGGCAUUGUGCCAGAUACAAUGGAAACAAAUCAAGACUUGGCCUCUGUCCUUGAGUUUACAGUCUGAGGUGACAGUUACAUAUGAACCUAACUGUAUUAAAGCAUCUUGAGAAUCUUUUUGAUUCAAAUGUCAAUAAUUUUAGUAUAAAAUUCAAAAGCAUGGAUUUUGUGGUGUUACAAAGAACAAAAGGAAAAUAUUUCAGGGGAAGGAAAAUGAAUAUAAAUAAGUAGAAUGAAAUUUUAGAAGAGCACAGAAUUUGUCUUUAUAAUUCUGAAAGCCUUUAGGGAAAAGGUAAUUUUUUCACUUUUUAUUUUGACAUAAUUUCAAACUUACAGAAAAGUCACAUGAAUACUGAACUCCCAUACACCCUUUAUGCAGAUAUAUCAGUUUUUAACAUUUUCCCUCAUUCUGUUUCUUUACACACAUACAAAUUAUUUUUGUGAACUCUCUGAGAACAGGUUAAAUACUACAUUAUAUCACUUCAUACCUUAAAAAUGUAGUAUUUCCUAGAAACAAGGGUAUUCACCUCCAUAACCACAAUGCAGUUGUCAAAUUCAGGUAAUUUGACCUUGAUCUUUAAUCUACAGUCCAGAUUCAGAUUUUGUUAAUUGUCCCCAAAAAGAUGAGUUUAGGAAGAGUCAUAUAACUUAACAUUUGUAAUGUAAAUUAAAGAUCUCGGAAGUUUGCUAACCUGAUUUAAAUACCACAGUGAAAUGAACCACUUCUGAUUUUCUACGGAGAAAGCAAGGGUUAGGUCCAGGUUACCUGUAAAGGUGUGACUUAGGGCUCCCCAGAAGUGAACCUUGCUCUGGAGACCCCAUUUGGUGAGGUUCUUUUCAAAAGAGAUUGUAUAUUUUUGACCCAGGGAUUGUCGAUUUGUUGAGCUCCCAUGUAAGUAUGCCGCCUUGCCAUUGACAGGUCUUCACAAUGCUUUCUUAAACGACAUUCUUUGGAACUGUCUUUCAUAGUCAGGCGACCCGCCAGCCAGGCCGCCAGGUAGGUGGAAGGGCGGCUUCGGGAACUAGAUCCGGCUGGUUCUCUGCUAACAUGUGGUCCUCGAUGCUCUAGCGGAUUGGCCCCAAACCUCAGCACACAGAGCUUUGGUAGGGCUGGGGAUGCAGGUCAGCCUGCUGAAGGCGUCUAGAGGACUUGGGCGGGGGCGUGACUUCCUGCUGCACCACUUCCUUUCCAGCCACGUGGGCUUCUGGGACCCUAUGACAUAAUUUCUGGAGUGGUCUGUUGGGAGUUGUGGCGGCGGCGAGGCCCAAGCACAGCUGGCCAAGGCGGGUGUAAAACGCGGGUCGUGUCCACCCCAAAGCUCGACGCCUCUAGAAGCCAUGGCUUUUCUGCUGAAGCUAGAGCCGGACAUGCAGGGGAAAGUAGAUUUGUUUCGAGCCCGUAUCGCCCAGGAGGCCGAGGAUCUCGUGUCCACCUUCUUUCCUCAGAAGGUCUUGGAGCUGAAUAGCCGAGUUCAGGAGCUCCGGCUGCAAGACCUGUCCAGAAUCCAUUCGGUGCCAACCUCGGAGCCCCUGGCCACCCCAGGCAACAAGGGAGAUGGGCCCAACCAAAAUCUGCCAGUUCUGCUGACUCAGUUCUCCAUCAAGGUCCCAGCACUGCUUGGCAGCGAGGGACAGCUUCUGCGGAGCAACCAGCAUCUGGUGGAGUUGACUGAGUGGGUGAAACCUGAGAUCAAGCUGCUGAGAGAGAAAUGCAACACAGUGCACAUGUAGGUGCACCCGCUUAUCCUGAAGGUGCAGGACGGCAACAACUUCAGGGUGUCUAUCCAGGAAGACACUGUGGACCAGCUGUGGACCGUGGAUAGCACAGCGGCCUCCUCUCUAUGCGGCUUCUCCACCUACUACAACACCCAGGCCAAGUUGGUAUCCAAGAUAGUGAAGUACCCCCAAGUGGAAGAUUAUCGCUGCACUGUAGCAGAGGUCGACGAAAACGAGUACCUGAGUGUGCGCCAGAUCCUGCUGCACCUACGGAACGAGUAUGCCACCUUGCGUGAUGUAAUCCUUAAAAACAUUGAGAAGAUCAAGAUCCCUCGGAGCACCAACCGUGAUAACCUAUACUGAUAGCCUUUCUCCACCCCAUUUGCCUUCAGGAGUUGGCGGAGCUGUUUAGGCACCUAGAAGGCUGGUUAUUAAUGACUCUACAGGUCAUGAAAUUACUGGAAAUGUGUGUUACCAUUUAGAAUUUCAUACAGCUUAUCCUCAUACUGAAUCAUCUUUUGGUGUAAUUUUUAUUUGAUUUUCCUUUUGUGAGGAGAAUGGGGACAAACCAUCAAAAAGAAAAGACUGCCAUUUUUAAAAGCAGCUUUAUAGAUAAAUGUUGGCCCAAGGUUUCUUUAUUAUGGCCUUAGCGACAUUGAAUGGUUUUAGGGGCUACUUAAAAACUAAAUCUUAAAGUUAAAUGAAGUUUUUCCUAAAGUUCUGCUAUCCGUUGAACUUUGUUCAAACUUACAGAAAUGCUCCUUUUACAGCAUCAUUUUUCUUUUUUUGCGAGGAACGGAGUUUAAAGGGAUAUGUUUAGGUCAUUGUAUGCCUCCAGUUUAACAGAUUGAAAUAAAACUUGGUUAUAAAAUUU
Messenger RNA from Homo sapiens (human), 27591 nucleotides. It is a transcript of the gene ATF6, whose product is annotated as activating transcription factor 6. Gene Ontology annotation, molecular function: DNA-binding transcription factor activity. The record is from RefSeq and is a predicted model, not a curated record. The transcript has 15 exons. Gene Ontology annotation, cellular component: Golgi membrane; endoplasmic reticulum membrane; nucleus. NCBI's taxonomy places the organism in Eukaryota, Metazoa, Chordata, Mammalia, Primates, Hominidae. Gene Ontology annotation, biological process: ATF6-mediated unfolded protein response; regulation of ATF6-mediated unfolded protein response; regulation of DNA-templated transcription. Bases 42 to 1772 code for a protein of 576 amino acids.